AUGACCACUACCCCCAUGAAAAUUGGCAAGCUCAAGGUCGGCCAACUCCGAAAGGAGCUGCAGUCGCGCGGCUUAGACACAUCCGGCACGCGCCCCGCACUCAUGAAGCGCCUCAAGGAGGCGCUGGAGGCGGCAGAAAACGCACCGGAAAAGCCUGCGGAAGCCGCAGAGGAAGUUGCGCAGCAGAAGACCGAGGCGGCGCGGACGGAAGAAGAAACGGGACAGGCGGCGGCGGCGGCAGAACAAGCGGCGGCGGUAGAUCAGGCAGUCCCAGAAGAGACGAUCGUGGAAGGGGGCGCGAGCGAGGGGGUGCCGGCCGAGAAGGUGGAGGAGCAGGAAGGCGGGAAGGCGAUCGCGACGGGGAGCCUAGUGCGCGCGAGCGAGGAGUCGAUGGACGAGCGGCUGCGGAAGCGGAGGGAACGCUUUGGGAUUGUGGAGCGUGCGAAGACUGAAGGGAAGGGGAAAACACGGGAGACAGAGGAGGAGCGUAAGUUUGAGGAGGCGAAGAAGAGACGCGCCGAGAAAUUUGGGACGGCGGAAGAGGGAGAGGAAGGGAUUUCAAAAGAGGAGAGGGAGAGGAGGUUGAAGAGGCAGAGGAGGUUUCAGUCCAUUGGGAAUGCGACGGCAGUCUAA
This is a messenger RNA of Chondrus crispus (carragheen), 633 nucleotides long. RefSeq lists its product as hypothetical. The coding region runs from base 1 to 633 and encodes 210 amino acids. The record is from RefSeq and is a predicted model, not a curated record. NCBI's taxonomy places the organism in Eukaryota, Rhodophyta, Florideophyceae, Gigartinales, Gigartinaceae. Gene Ontology annotation, biological process: poly(A)+ mRNA export from nucleus. Gene Ontology annotation, cellular component: nucleus. The transcript has a single exon.